Messenger RNA from Mesoplodon densirostris (Blainville's beaked whale), 414 nucleotides. RefSeq names its product small ribosomal subunit protein eS24-like. Gene Ontology annotation, cellular component: ribosome. Lineage: Eukaryota; Metazoa; Chordata; Mammalia; Artiodactyla; Ziphiidae. Gene Ontology annotation, biological process: translation. The record is from RefSeq and is a predicted model, not a curated record. Bases 1 to 414 code for a protein of 137 amino acids. Gene Ontology annotation, molecular function: structural constituent of ribosome. The transcript has a single exon.
AUGAACAACACGGUAACUGUCCGGACCAGGAAGUUCAUGACCACCCGACUCCUUAAGCGGGAACAAAUGGUCACUGAUGUCCUUCAUCCUGGGAAGGCAACAGUACCUAAGACAGAAAUUUGGGGAAAACUAGCCAAAAUGUACAAGACCACACCAGACGUCGCCUUUGUGUUUGGGCUCAGAACCCAUGUUGUUGACGGCAAGACAGCUGGCCUUGGCGUGAUUUACGAUUCCUUGGGUCACGCGAAGGAGGAUGAGCCCAGACACAGGCUUGCGAGGCGUGGCCUGUACGAGAAGACCUCAAGAAAGCAGCGAAAGGAACGCCCGAGCAGAAUAAAGGCGGUCCUGGGGACUGCAGAGGCCAGUUCGGUGCUGGCAGAAAGUCAGCUGGAGAUUGGACAGCAGAAGGAGUAA